AUGGAACUAUCGCCACUAGCAAACGCGCGGGAGUUCGUUCAUACUCCUCACACCUGUUAUCACGACUUGGGGCAGCAAUCUGUUACUGAUAAAGGAUUUGAUACAAGCUUCGCGGCCAAUUAUCUAGGAGACUGGCUGUUGACCAUGCUGCUAUUAAAGGACCUUGACUCCGACAACGGCCGUAUCGUCGUCUUUGGCAGUAGCUCGUACGAGUAA
This is a messenger RNA of Daldinia loculata, 216 nucleotides long. RefSeq lists its product as uncharacterized. The record is from RefSeq and is a predicted model, not a curated record. The coding region runs from base 1 to 216 and encodes 71 amino acids. The transcript is spliced from 2 exons. NCBI's taxonomy places the organism in Eukaryota, Fungi, Ascomycota, Sordariomycetes, Xylariales, Hypoxylaceae.